Molecule: messenger RNA, 3804 nt
Organism: Cheilinus undulatus (humphead wrasse)
Lineage: Eukaryota; Metazoa; Chordata; Actinopteri; Labriformes; Labridae
Product: synuclein, alpha interacting protein
Exons: 12
Coding region: 145-2934 (929 amino acids)
Molecular function (GO): ubiquitin protein ligase binding
Source: RefSeq, a predicted model, not a curated record
GCGACAGAAGGAAAAAAAACAGCUGGAUCUGAGGAUCUCCACGGCUAAAGGCUGGGCUAGCUGUAUCCUCUCCCGGAGCCAGCGCUUUCUCCUCGGCUGUCUGAUUUUGAUAAGCUUGGUGUCAGCUGAUGAUGUGGUGUAAAGAUGGAGGCUCCUGAGUACCUGGACCUGGACGAGAUCGACUUCUCUGAUGAUUCAGUGUAUUCUGUGACAUCUUUAAAGAGCAUACCCGAGUUAUCCAGGAGGAACGAUGGCCCUACUGAGGAGAGACCAGCUCCUUCCAUCAACUGGAGUCGUGGCGUUUCUUCCCACAGUGGCGGGGGAAUCAAACCCACCGGGAUUGCAGAGGUCCACAGUAAGUUCCGUCCAGUGAAGAGGGUCUCUCCCCUCAAACAUCAACCAGAAACCCCCGACUCCGACUCUGAUGGUAAAGUCCAGGGUCAAGGGCUUGGGGAGACAGGAGAGGGCAGUAAGGAUGACCCGAGCUCGGACAAACCCACUCACGCCUCCUCUGAUGCCCCCGGAGGGAAGGUGAAGGGCCUGGUCAGCGGAGGCAGUGGUGUCGUUGGAGGAAACAACCCGCAGGCUCUGUUUGGAGAGCUGGAGCACUAUGAUCUGGACAUGGACGAGAUCCUGGAUGUGCCUUAUAUCAAGUCCAGUCAGCAGAUGUCCACUCUGCCUCGAGUUCCCCACGACAAGCGCUCUGUGACAGGGAGUAACCUGGGAGGAGGAACCCUGGAGAGGAACAGAGGAGGGCUGAAGAGCUCCUCUUUAGUCCACAACGAGCCUCUGAGUCUGGGCAGCAGCAGCUCGCAGACACAGUAUUGUGUCCUUUCCCCGGUAAAGUGGUCCGACCUGAGGAAGUCCAAGUCUAUGGAUCCGGACCUCCACCACCUCCACCGUUCCCCAGGAGGCUACCAGUCAGACCUGCUCCCUUCAGGACUCCUCAGCUGCUCUUCCUCCCUCUCAUCUUUCUCUGAUGCAGACAAGCUGCUGUCUGCACGCGUUUACCCAGACUCACAGAGCCAGAGGCCGAGCGUGGACUCUUCAGGAGGCUCAGGGCUCAUGUUCCCUAUGCCAGGGUGCAGCAUGGGCAGGCAGGACUCCUCAAAGGCCUGGACUCCUGGAUCAGGAGGAGGAGGAGGAGGCAGUGGGCCCAGGGGGUUUGGAGGAGGCGGAGGAGCAGGAGGGGAGAUGGACGAGGAGACCAAGAAGAAUCAGAACAUCAUCAACAUCGUCAGAGAGGGACAAAUUUCUCUGCUGCCUCACCUGGCUGCAGAUAACCUGGAGCUGAUCAGAGACGAAGAUGGGAACAACCUGCUGCACAUCGCCGCCUCUCAGGGUCACGCCGACUGUCUGCAGCAUCUCACCUCUCUGAUGGGGGAGGACAGUCUCAACGAACGCAACAACCAGCAGCUCACCCCCGCUGGGCUGGGAGUCAAGAACGGUCAUCUGGAGUGUGUGAGGUGGAUGGUGAGUGAGACGGAGGCCAUUGCAGAACUGAGCUGCAGCAGAGAGCAUCCCAGUCUGAUCCACUACGCCGCCCGCCACGGACAGGAGAAGGUGCUGCUGUGGUUGCUUCAGUUCAUGCAGGAACAGGCGAUCUCUCUGGACGAGGUCGACCAGAACGGAAACACGGCAGUCCAUGUAGCAGCUCAGUACGGACACCUCACCUGUAUACAGACUCUGGUGGAGUACGGCUCUAAUGUGACGGUCCAGAACCAGCAGGGGGAGCGGCCUUCCCAGAGUGCCGAGCGGCAGGGACACACCACCUGUGCUCGGUACCUUGUGGUUGUUGAAACCUGCAUGUCGCUGGCUUCGCAGGUGGUUAAACUCACCAAACAGCUGAAUGAACAGGCCACAGACAGAAUGGUCCUUCAGAAACAACUGCAGAGACUGAUGGACCCCAACAAGGCUGAGGGGACGCCAUCCAGAUCCCCCAGCUCCCAUCAGCCCUCAGUGGAGGCGUGGCCAGAGAUGUUGCUAACAGCCGAGGGGACUCCGGGUGACGGUCAGUGGUUGGUUCGUCAGGGAGGGGCCGGUCCAGACUCGGUCCUGCGACAGCUGCUGGGCAAAGACGUGUCGGACUCGCUGUGUUCCAGGGAGAGGCUCCCUCCAGCAGGUGGACUCAGCAGAGACGGCCCCUGUGGCCCUGGGGCCCCUGGAGCCCGCAGGACAGGGCUGGGGGACAGGAGGGAGCUGACACUGGCGAGACUCAAACAGAUCAUGCAGCGUUCUCUGAGUGAGUCGGACACCGAUGGUUAUCCACCAGAGGAGGGUAAAAACCAGGGAGCCUCAGCUUCAAACACUCUGCGACCUGAUAGGCCAACUCACCUGCCAAUCACAGAGGAGGACCCGGCAUCAAACCACCUCAAUCUAAUGAUGAGGAAGCAUCUCCCCUCCUCCGCCCCCUCUUCUGCAGCUGAGAGGAAGCUGGCAUUUUCUCUCAGUGGGUCAAAGUCAGUGGACAGCAUCGGUUACAACCCCUCCCCCACCUCCAGCGACCCCGAGGCCGCGGACGCCAAAACAUCGGACGGUUCAGCGGAUUUCCACGACAACGCCAAUGGUCAGAAAGUGGCCACAAGCCCCAAGAGCGCCCUAAAGUCACCGUCAUCUCGCAGGAAGACAUCACAGAACCUCAAGCUGAGGGUCACCUUCGAUGAGCAGGUGCACAAAAGCUCCAAUCAGGAGGCAGAGCAGACCAAAGUGCAUCAUGGGAAAGAGAGGACUCAAACAGGAGGCUCUGAAAGUAAGCGGUCAUUUGGAGCGUUUCGCUCCAUCAUGGAGACGCUGAGCGGGAACACGAAUCACAACAACAACAACAGCAGCGGUGCUCAGGCCGGCACCUGCCAGAACUCACCGUGCAGGAAAUCAGAGGGUAAAGGUACCCCAGGGGGCGGAGCUAAAGGCAAGAGCAGAACCAGUAAUGUUUAACUUUCCAACCAUCCAACCAAUCAGUGCCUGCUGAUGACGAUGCAGAGCGACUCCAAAAGACAAAGAACAUGAGAAAUCAGAGUCAGUCUGAUGUAUGGAUGUAGUUUGGCAUGGUAGCACUUUAUCGCUUUUAUUUUCAUUACUUUUCAGCAGUAGAACUCAAAUCUUGAUCCAAAACAUGAUCACGUCCACUCUGACAUUAUGAGGAAAAAUCAGAGCAUAUUUAAUAUAUUUUGCAAUCUUAAACUGACUCAUCAUUUGAACCGUUUAAAGCAGCUUUAAAAAGGGUAUGGCAAGGAAACUUAUUGGAAGUGUGGUGCUGAAACUAACCUUUAAAUUACACAUACUCUGCUUGCAUAAGGAUCUGAUCUUUUUCCUUUUUUGGGCCAUUUUGCAACUUCUUUUGCCACUUUUUCCCCACUUAUUCCACUUUAAUCCAAUAUUUUUUUCACCAUUUUUUGACCACUUAAGCUACCCUUUGCUUUUAAAUAGGCUACCACUUGUUUCAUUUUUUCCAGAAUUUGUGCUUCUUCUUUUUUUCCAUUUUUGCCCUUUUUUCCAAUUUUUUUGCCACUUUUCGUCCAAAUAAGCUACGUUUUGCUUUCAAAUAUCACUUGUUUUCUUUUUUCCCCAAUUUCCCCAAUUUCCCCAAUUUCCCCAAUUUCCCCAAUGCUACUUUUUGACAUUUUUUUUCCAUUUUUGCCCUUUUUCACCUUUUUUUGCCACUUUUUGGACAUUUAAGCUACCUCUUGCCAUUUACAUACCACUUGUUUUUUAUUUUUCUGCCCAUUUUUUGCUACUUUUAACUGGUUUUUGCUUAUUUUAGUCACUUUUCACUCUUUUUUUUUUGCCACUUUUGGACCAUUUUUU